Messenger RNA from Loxodonta africana (African savanna elephant), 2376 nucleotides. It is a transcript of the gene AGTRAP, whose product is annotated as angiotensin II receptor associated protein. Gene Ontology annotation, cellular component: plasma membrane. NCBI's taxonomy places the organism in Eukaryota, Metazoa, Chordata, Mammalia, Proboscidea, Elephantidae. Bases 995 to 1492 code for a protein of 165 amino acids. The record is from RefSeq and is a predicted model, not a curated record. The transcript has 7 exons. Gene Ontology annotation, biological process: regulation of blood pressure; angiotensin-activated signaling pathway.
AACGGGCGGGGCGGGGCCGGGCAAGUUUGUUUCCAGACUUCGGAGCCGAAGAGCUCCUACCGCUGCAACGCAGGUGCACUGGGCCUGGGUCAGGAUGGAGCUGCCCGCCGUGAACCUGAAGCGAGCAGAAAACCCCCACAUUGUGCACUUUGGAAGACACUGUGGGGCUUCCUGGGAUGUCUUCAUUUCCUGUCCUGUGUCUUCGGCGUUGUCACGAUGCCAGCGGCUGUUCUUCUUUUUCUCCCCGCCCACCUCCAGCCUUCGUCUAGGUUCUGCCUGCAGACAGAGGGGCUAGGCCCUUAGCUUUGGUCUGGAAGGCUGAACCUUGGACCAAACCCGCCCAUUUAAGGUCUUGGUGCAGCCUCCUUUGGGACCACAUCCAGGAAUGCCCUUUUACUCAGGAGUGACAAACCAUUUAGCACCCCGUGGUGUGGUGCCUGGUGCAAGAAGAACCCAGGGGUGGCUGAUUCCAAAACGACUCAUAAUCCAUGUUUCGAUUAGACAUGCCUGUGCUGUGAUUUCACCUGGGCACAGAUUUUCUUUUCAAUCAGCAGAUGGGGGGAGAGAUCCCUGGAACAAGGGGUCGGACUUGGGUUUAAAGUUUAGCUGGGAAGAAAUUCACAUGAGGCCAUCUGAGGUUUGUUGGUAUCAGUACGCAAGUCUUUUGAGCACCUAUGCUAUUCCAGGUGGGUUGAGUUUAAUGUAGAAGGUAUACACCUGCUGACUGCCUUUCCUCUGAUUAGAGAUUUGCACAAACUAAUUGCUAAAAAUGGGAGAAUCGGAUGAGGGACAGUGCUGCAGGAACUGAAAAGAAAGAAGAGAGCGCUCAUUUAUGGAGUAUCUGUGGUGUGCCGGGAUUAAUUAUUUAAUCACAACAACCUCCCGAGCAAACUUUUGACAGAUGAGCAAACUUUGGCUCAGAGAGGGGGCUUAAGAGAAGUGAUCAAAUGGUGCUAAGUUUCUUAAAUAUUUAUAAAGUAAAAGCGGCAAUGUCAUGCAGAGGGAAUUGCAUGUCUUUGAGGAUCCGCUGUUUGUCCAGGCAAUCCUCCUGGUUCACUGGAUACUGACGACCUGGGGUUCCAUCGUAUUCUCGGGCCCCUAUGCCUGGGCCAACUUCACCAUCCUGGCCUUGGGCCUGUGGGCUGUUGCUCAGAGGGACUCCAUCGACGCCAUAAGCAUGUUUCUUGGUGGCUUGGUGGCCACCAUCUUCCUGGACAUCAUCCACAUUAGUGUCUUCUAUCCGCGGGGGGACCUCACGGACACGGGCCGCUUUGGGGCCGGCAUGGCCAUCCUCAGCCUGAUCCUGAAGCCGUUCUCCUGCUGCUUCGUCUACCACAUGUACCGGGAGCGUGGGGGUGAACUCCUGCUCCAUGUCGGUUUUCUUGGACCCUCACCAGGGCGCAGUGCCUACCAGACCAUUGACUCACCAGAAGCAUCCAACGACCCCUUUGCAGGCCCAGAGAGCAGGGGUCAGCCGGGCCAUGGGUACUGAAGUCAGGCCCGCCCUUCUGACCCCGCCUGGGCUGUAUCGCCUUCCUCAUGCCUUAGAGGCCAUUCUAGGGAUGCCCAUGACCUCCCUUUCUCGGACCUCGGAUGGAACGUGUCCUCUCGUUCCCCAUCUCAGGAGCUGCCUGCAGCAAGCGCCUGGAGAGGCCGGGAGCCCCAUGCACCCCCACUCCAUGCACAUAUCUGCCCCAGAUUCCCCAAGCCUUCCCUCCUCUCCAUCAUCCCACUGGUCCCCAGACUGGGAACCAUAAUCUCUGUCCCAAUUGUCUGCCCCUUAGCUGCUCUGUGCAGGCCUCAGACCAAGUCAUCCCUGAGCCAGGCAGAGUCAGGUACCUAUGGGCCAGUGAGGCCCUUGCCCACUCCUCACUCACCACUUAUCGGGCCCCUCUGUAAAAGCUCUGAUAACUUUGGGCCAAGCUCAGCCCACGGACAGUGAAGCAUGGGAAUGAGGUCCCAGUGCCUGAUCACAUGGUGCCUGGGGACCCCCCGGGCUGGAGGCAGGGGUGUCUAUGGUACCAGAGACACUGCUACAGCCAGCUGCCAGCUGCCUUCCCGGAGCCCUGUCAUUAAAAUUUGGGGAAUCCUGUUGCUGGGCUGUGUUUUGACCCAUAUUUAAUCCCCUGGCUGGGCUGGGGCCUGGGGUUUGCCAUUCCUUGAAAGAGUUCUCAUUCUGAAUCCCUGGGUAGAAUCCAGGUUUAGCUGCCACUUCUGUCAUGGCUGCAAAGAUGCCGGCUGGCCAUUUUGGGAGGAAGCCUUCAGUGAGCGCAGAAUUCUGAGUGCGUGUUACUGACCAGCAUGUCUUCAGAAAAAUAAACACCCAUGUAUGAUUCAGUGACAUUAAGCGCAUUCACUGUGUGGUACAACCUCCCU